GUCUUGAUUUCUCUGAAGGACCCUCCAGUGGACAUGGGAGGGACCCUGGGGCCAGCUCUGCUGCUCACCUCCAUCCUGGGUGCCUGGACGGGGCCAGGCCUGGGGCAGGGCCAGCAGGCUGUGACAAUAGCUGUGGUGUUUGGCAGCUCCGGGCCAUUCCAGGCCCAGGCCCGUGCCCGCCUCACCCCCCAGAGCUUCCUGGACCUGCCCCUGGAGAUCCAGCCCCUCACCGUAGGGGUCAACAACACCAACCCCAGCAGCCUCCUCACCCAGAUCUGUGCGCUCCUGGGUGCCACCCACGUCCAUGGCAUUGUCUUUGAGGACAACGUGGGCACCGAGGCUGUGGCCCAGAUCCUUGACUUCAUCUCGUCCCAGACCCAAGUGCCCAUCCUCAGCAUCAGUGGAGGCUCUGCUGUGGUCCUCACUCCCAAGGAGCCGGGCUCCGCCUUCCUGCAGCUGGGCGUGUCCCUGGAGCAGCAGCUGCAGGUGCUCUUCAAGGUGCUGGAGGAGUACAACUGGAACGCGUUCGCAGUCAUCACCAGUCUGCACCCAGGCCACGCACUCUUCCUCGAGGGCGUGCGCGCCGUCGCCGACGCCGGCCACCUGGGCUGGAGACUGCUGGACGUGCUGACGCUAGAGCUGGGCCCGGGCGGGGCGCGCACGCACACCCAGCGGAUGCUGCGCCAGCUCGACGCCCCGGUGCUGGUGGCCUACUGCUCGCGUGAUGAGGCCGAGGUGCUCUUCGCUGAGGCGGCACGUGCCGGCCUGGUGGGGCCUGGGCACGUGUGGCUGGUACCCAACCUAGCGCUGGGCAGCACCGACGCGCCACCCGCCGCUUUCCCCGUGGGCCUCAUCAGCGUGGUCACCGAGAGCUGGCGCCUCAAUCUGCGCCAAAAGGUGCGCGAUGGCGUGGCUAUCCUGGCUCUGGGUGCCCACAGCUACCAACGCCAGCACGGGGCCCUUCCCGCUGCGGCUGGAGACUGCCGUGGCCACCCCGGGCCCAUCAGCCCUGCCAGGGAGGCCUUCUACAGGCACCUGCUGAAUGUCACCUGGGAGGGCCGAGACUUCUCCUUCAGCCCCGGUGGGUACCUGGUCCAGCCCACCAUGGUUGUGAUCGCUCUCAACCGGCACCGCCUCUGGGAGAUGGUGGGACGCUGGGAACAUGGUGUCCUGCACAUGAAGUACCCGGUGUGGCCUCGCUACAGUGCCUCUCUGCAGCCCGUGGUGGAUAGCCGGCACCUAACGGUGGCCACGCUGGAAGAGCGGCCCUUUGUCAUUGUGGAGAGCCCCGACACCGGCACGGGCGGCUGUGUACCCAACACUGUGCCCUGCCGCAGACAGAGCAACCACACCUUCAGCGGUGAUGCAGCCCCCUACAUCAAGCUCUGCUGUAAGGGUUUCUGCAUCGACAUCCUCAAGAAGCUGUCCAAGGUGGUCCAGUUCUCCUAUGACCUGUACCUGGUGACCAACGGCAAGCAUGGCAAGAGGGUGCGUGGCGUGUGGAACGGCAUGAUCGGGGAGGUGUACUACAGACGGGCGGAUAUGGCCAUGGGUUCCCUCACCAUCAACGAGGAGCGCUCGGAGAUCGUGGAUUUCUCUGUACCCUUCGUGGAGACGGGCAUUAGCGUUAUGGUGGCUCGGAGCAAUGGCACCGUCUCCCCCUCAGCCUUCCUGGAGCCCUACAGCCCAGCUGUGUGGGUGAUGAUGUUUGUCAUGUGCCUGACUGUGGUAGCCAUCACCGUCUUCGUGUUUGAGUAUUUCAGCCCGGUCAGCUACAGCCAGAACCUCACCAGCGGGAAGAAGCCUGGGGGCCCAUCCUUCACCAUCGGCAAGUCUGUGUGGCUGCUGUGGGCGCUGGUCUUCAACAACUCAGUGCCCAUCGAGAACCCCCGAGGGACCACCAGCAAGAUCAUGGUCCUGGUCUGGGCCUUCUUCGCCGUUAUCUUCCUCGCCAGCUACACCGCCAACCUGGCCGCCUUCAUGAUCCAGGAGCAGUAUAUCGAUACUGUGUCUGGUCUCAGUGACAAGAAGUUUCAGCGACCUCAAGAUCAGUACCCGCCCUUCCGCUUUGGCACUGUGCCCAACGGCAGCACGGAGCGGAACAUCCGCAGCAACUACCGUGACAUGCACACCCACAUGGUCAAGUUCAACCAGCGCUCUGUAGAAGAUGCACUCACUAGCCUCAAGAUGGGGAAGCUGGAUGCCUUUAUCUACGAUGCUGCUGUUCUCAACUACAUGGCUGGUAAGGACGAGGGCUGCAAGCUGGUCACCAUCGGGUCCGGCAAGGUCUUCGCCACCACUGGCUACGGCAUCGCCAUGCAGAAAGAUUCCCACUGGAAGCGGCCCAUCGACCUGGCACUCCUGCAGUUCUUGGGGGACGGGGAGACCCAGAAGCUGGAGACAGUGUGGCUCUCGGGGAUCUGCCAGAACGAGAAGAAUGAGGUGAUGAGCAGCAAGCUAGACAUCGACAACAUGGCGGGCGUCUUCUACAUGCUGCUGGUGGCCAUGGGGCUGGCCCUGCUGGUCUUCGCCUGGGAACACCUGGUCUAUUGGAAACUGCGGCACUCAGUACCCCAUACAUCCCGGCUGGAUUUCCUGCUGGCCUUCAGCAGGGGCAUCUAUAGCUGCUUCAGUGGCGUGCAAAGCCUGGCCCGCCCCUCGCAGCCUCCCAGCCCGGACCUCACAGCCAGCUCAGCCCAGGCCAGCGUGCUCAAGAUGCUGCAGGCGGCGCGCGACAUGGUGACCACGGCGGGCGUGAGCAGCUCUCUGGACCGUGCCACGCGCACCAUCGAGAACUGGGCCGGCCGCCGCGCGCCGCCGGAGCCUAGUCCUAAGACCUGGGGGCCGCCCGACGGGGGCAGCGCCGCGCUAGUGCGCCGGGGGCCACAGCCCCCGGGCUGCCCUCCGACAACCGCACCGCCCUUGCCCAACGACCCCCUGGCAACUGGCCGGCCGGCCUGGAACACCAGGUGGCCGGCGCGGACCGGACGUGGCGGGCGGUACCUCUCGGCUUCUGAGCGGCGAGCGCUGCCAGAGCGCCCCCUGUCCCCUGCGCGCUGUCCCUACAGGUCCUUCCCGCGAGCUAACCGGGCAGGACAACCCUUCCUCCCGCUCUUCCCGGAGCCUCCCGAACCGGAGGACCUGCCGCUGCUAGGGCGGGAACAAUUGGCCCGACGGGAAGCCCUGCUGCGCGCCGCCUGGGCCCGCAGUCCCCGACCGCGCCACGCCUCCCUGCCCAGCUCGGUGGCCGCCGCCUUCACUCGGCCCAGCUCUCUGCCUGCCGCGUGCGUAGGGCCUACCUGCGCCUGUAGUGACGCCCGGCUGGCCUGCAGGCGCCUGGCGCAUUCGCUGCGGCUGCCGUCCUACCGAGAGGCCUGCCAGAGGGACGUACUAGCAGGGAUCCCCACGUGGCCUCACGGACAACACGCCUGCCUCCACGCCCAUGCCCAUCUACCGCUUUGCUGGGGCACUGUCUGCUCUCACCUCCCACCCUGUGCCAGUCACAGCUCCUGGCUCCCUGGGGGUUGGGGACCUCAGGGGUACAGGGGCAGGACCCUGGGACUAAGCACAGGCUACAGGGACAGUGGGGGGCUGCACGAAGUCUGCAGGAUGGCCUGUGGAGCACAUGGCCUCCCAGGCCCUUGCACCUGGAGGCGUUUCUCCAGUCUGGAGUCUGAAGUGUGA
Molecule: messenger RNA, 3684 nt
Organism: Chrysochloris asiatica (Cape golden mole)
Lineage: Eukaryota; Metazoa; Chordata; Mammalia; Afrosoricida; Chrysochloridae
Gene: GRIN2C
Product: glutamate receptor, ionotropic, N-methyl D-aspartate 2C
Exons: 12
Coding region: 34-3684 (1216 amino acids)
Biological process (GO): long-term synaptic potentiation; excitatory postsynaptic potential; synaptic transmission, glutamatergic
Cellular component (GO): postsynaptic membrane; plasma membrane; NMDA selective glutamate receptor complex
Molecular function (GO): transmitter-gated monoatomic ion channel activity involved in regulation of postsynaptic membrane potential; NMDA glutamate receptor activity
Source: RefSeq, a predicted model, not a curated record